Messenger RNA from Heterotrigona itama, 1201 nucleotides. The record is from the annotation of a GenBank genome assembly. Lineage: Eukaryota; Metazoa; Arthropoda; Insecta; Hymenoptera; Apidae.
CUCUUACACAUCUAGAAAUCAAAGCAUUCUUCAAGCACGAAAAUCACUCAAAUUUUCAUACAACAAACAGCAUAGAUGUCGAAGGAAAUAUUUUGCGUGGAUUUUUAGUUUAAAAUAGUGACGCGUUCAACUUUGAAAAGUAAGAAAGAAAGAGAAAAAGGAAAAGAAGAACGAGAGAAAAAAAGAGGGAGAGUCGGCGGGCUAGAAGAAGAAUUAAGGAAAUCCGUGAUUCUUGGGAUGUUCAAUGUUUUCUCGAUAAAUUGCAUGUCUUGGCUCAGGGCGCACUGUCUAGCUGGGCCAUGCCACUCAAGAUGGCGGCGCUAUUUCCCGAAAGGCAUCGCGGGGCGGUACAUAGUGAAAAUGAUAAAAAUACCAGAAGAAAUUAAUCUUGAAAAUUAUACUCUGAUGCUUCCCUCAGUAGCUGUGGGAAAUGUUGGACAAUUAUGCAUUGAUCUGUUAAUAUCUAGUCUGAAUUUGCGUAAAAUUGGAAGUUUAUGGAACUCUAUGUUUCUUCCAAUUUGUGGACUUAAUCCUUAUGAUAAAAAGUCCAAUUCUCUUUGUACUACUGCUGACUUUUAUCUCGGAACAUCUCAUAACAUAAUUCUUUUACAAUUACGUUCACCCUAUGUUGGUAAUUCUAACGAAUUUUUUGAUGAAUUAACACAAUUUAUUCAACGAAAAAGAAUUAAUAAGGUAAUAAUAUUAACUAGUAGUUAUGAUUAUGAAUGUGCAAAUAGAUCAGAAUUUAAAAUAAAAUAUCUUACUUCGGAUGAAUCUCUAUCAAAUGAUGAAAAACUUCUUGAAAAGUUAUGUUGGAUGCCACAUACGAUAAAAAAUGUUAGAACAAAUUCUGCAGAACAAUAUCAUAUUCCUGGUGGUGGAUUUGCAAAUGGUCUUUAUGGAUAUCUUAAAACAUUUGGAAUUCCUUGUACAGUCUUAUUUUGUUAUUGUUCAGAAGGAGAUAAUGUUUCUGAUGCAUUAAUACUCUUUAAAGGAUUGAAUGAAUGGUUGAAUUUAAUAAAUAUUAACAGUAUUAAAUAUCCAUCUUCUUGGGAGUACUUUUUUGGAAAUCCACCUUCUCUUGAUAUGUAUUAGAUUGUAUUCUAUUAAUUUUAUUAAUUGUUUAAAAAUAAAUUAUAAAAAAAUUAUGUAUAAAUUAAAAUAUUAAUGUUAUAGAAAUCACAUCCUACUAAGAAUAUAA